Messenger RNA from Chanos chanos (milkfish), 920 nucleotides. RefSeq names its product deoxyguanosine kinase (gene dguok). The record is from RefSeq and is a predicted model, not a curated record. Gene Ontology annotation, cellular component: mitochondrion; cytoplasm. NCBI's taxonomy places the organism in Eukaryota, Metazoa, Chordata, Actinopteri, Gonorynchiformes, Chanidae. Gene Ontology annotation, molecular function: deoxyguanosine kinase activity; ATP binding. Gene Ontology annotation, biological process: nucleobase-containing compound metabolic process. The transcript is spliced from 7 exons. Bases 80 to 835 code for a protein of 251 amino acids.
UAUACAUUCUUCUAGCACAGCAACUGCAGCUCGGACAACUAGAAUUUGUCUCUCACACCGCUGCUUCUCCAGUGACGUGAUGAACGGGAGUCCUAAGAUUAGGAGAGUGUCCAUCGAGGGUAACAUCGCUGUGGGGAAGUCCACUUUCGCCAGGCUCUUACAGAAUGCGGGGGAAGACUGGGAGGUUAUACAGGAACCUGUUAGCAAAUGGCAGAACGUUGAGGACGCUACGUCACAGGUAGGUCCUGAGACUGCAGGACCAGCUCAGACAGUGAGUAAUCUGCUGCAGAUGAUGUAUCAGGAACCACAGCGCUGGUCCUACACCUUCCAGACAUUCUCCUGCAUGAGCCGCAUGCGCACUCAGCUGCAGCCCCCACCCCCCCGGCUCCUCCAGUCAACAGCUACACCUGUCCAGGUGUAUGAACGCUCCGUCUACAGUGACAGGUACAUAUUUGCCCUGAAUAUGUUUGAGUUGGGCUGUAUCAACCCCACAGAGUGGGCCGUCUAUCAGAACUGGCACUCUUUUCUGGUGGAGGAGUUUGGGCAUCGGAUACAACUGGAGGGCAUAAUUUACCUCAGAGCCCCCCCAGAGACAUGCAUGGAGCGGCUCAUGAAGAGAGGUCGUGAGGAGGAGCAGGGAGUCAAACUGGACUACCUGGAGAAACUCCACACACAGCAUGAGAACUGGCUUCUUCACAAAACCACAAAGGUCCACUUUGACCACCUGAGUCAAGUUCCUGUGUUGGUGCUAGAUGCUGGUGUGGAGUUUGAGAAGGAUCCUGAAGUACAGACUGGACUGAUUAGUCAGGUGAAGAGUUUCUUCAGUGGAUUAUAAAUUCCGGGGGAUGAGAGCAGCAGUCUGCUUUACUGGAUAAAGACAUCUUGAAUAUUUUAAACUGACAACUUUCCCAGGGUUUACA